This is a messenger RNA of Gilbertella persicaria, 1826 nucleotides long. Its product is annotated as class 3-domain-containing protein. NCBI's taxonomy places the organism in Eukaryota, Fungi, Mucoromycota, Mucoromycetes, Mucorales, Choanephoraceae. Gene Ontology annotation, molecular function: triacylglycerol lipase activity. The transcript has 6 exons. The record is from RefSeq and is a predicted model, not a curated record. The coding region runs from base 153 to 1718 and encodes 521 amino acids. Gene Ontology annotation, biological process: lipid metabolic process.
UGAAAAAUAAUCAAAAUUUGACACGGCUGAUAGAAAUCACAUUAUUAUUGGCCUUAAUCCCAGCAGUCCUGGGUUACUAUGCCAACUACAAGGAACAUUGGAUUCUCAGUUUACUCUGUUACUUGGGCUCAGUAUUUGUCCUGACAGUACCUAUGGGUGCUUAUGUCAUGGUAAAACUAGUUCAACACUGUAUGCCCAUAAUACUUCGUAUCUUGGGUCUCUUAAACAAGCGAUUAAUGCCUAUUGCUCGAAGCAUCUCACACACAAAAAUCAUUGGUCCUCUCAUCAACUUGUUUAUCCGUACCCAGUUUUUCUUUUGGUUUGUGGGACUCAUGAUGUGUGAUCAAUUGAUACGUAUUGUCCUGGGUCGAUUUGCUGGCCAGCAUACAACACAUCGCUAUUUGUCCUUAAUCAAUGUAGGCGACUUGCGUUUUUUUCCCCAGGACAACUUGCAAGACACAACCAAAUCAAGACUACUUGACUCGAAUUAUGGAAAGAGUAAUCCUGAUUUUAAACGUCCUGAAUAUUCAUUAUCAAUCGCACAUACUCUUUCAGUUGCAAGUAAAUUAGCCUAUGAAGAUGUUGCUGUUGUGAAAUAUGAGUUGGCAUCGGCAGGCUAUGAUGUCGAAAACACAUUUAAAGCAAUUGGAUACAAGAACGUAUGUGCUUAUGCGGUGGAAAAAGAAAAUGCCAUCAUGGUUGUAUUUCGAGGCACAAACCCCUUGAACAUUCAAAACUAUGUGACUAAUAUUGAUGCUGGUCUAACCAAAAUUUCAUCAAGAGCACAAGGCUAUAUGGGAAAAGUUCAUAAAGGAUUUUGGGAUGCAAUGGGAGCUACAGAAUCAACAGAGUCAUUUCCUGAUUCAUUUGAUUCUCAUAUUCAGAUUGAUCUAAGCAGCGCAUCACUUUCCAAGUCUAUUACUUCCUCUAUGAUUGGCAUCCUGAGGAUCAUCAAGAUGCUUUCCCUAAAUAUUUUCACCAAUGUCAUUGAUCCGAUAGAUGCCAACUGGGCUGGUCAUGAUUCAGCCAUUGUUCGCCAUCAAAGCACCUAUACUCAAGCUGAACAUCAUAUUUUACAGUUGAUCCAUGGUAACAAACAAAAAAAAUUGUAUGUUACUGGCCAUUCUUUAGGUGGCGCACUUGCUACAGUAUUUGUAGCAAAGAUGAUACAAGUCCAAAGUCCUCUUAUGCAGCACUUUGCAGGUCUUUAUACUUUUGGUCAACCCAAUAUUGGCGACAAAGAUUUUGGUAAAUCCUUUACGCCUGAUAUCAACUGCAAGAUCUUCAAUCAUACGUAUAACAAUGAUGUUGUUCCUCGAAUUCCAUUUUGGUACAGUUCUCCACCAGGCACACUUGUGUUUAUUGAUUCCUCCUACAAGAUUUCGAUAUACCCGCCUAAUCAAAAGACACAAGACCCUAUUCCUGUUCGACCUAUUUCUUACUUGCAUCUUUCAGGUCUCUUAAACAAGUCUGUGAUUCGUAGAUUGAGAUACGAAUCGUCCAUUCGUAUCUUAUUUCGUAUCUUGUUUCCCUUUUUUAUCAAUGAUCAUUUCCCAAGUGAUUAUAGUGAUGCCCUUUUGAAAGGCGAUGUUGAAUGGGUAAUUUUAGGUGAAGAAGAAGGAGGCAAUGAUAGUGAACAAGAGGAAGAACAAGAAAAAAUACAACCCAUGGGUUCAAAACGAUAUAGUGUACACAAGACAAAUGAAGUAAAAACAUAGCCAAUGAUCAAUAUUUUUUUUUUAGAAAACUGCAUUAAAAAUAACAAGAAAACGUUGUCUUUCCUACCAUGAUUGAUUGGCUAUCGAUUUAAUGAAGCCUAUCAACUU